AGCUGAGGCGCUUUACUUUUUUUUCCAAAGAAAUAUUCACAUGUGUUUCCCGAAUGGAGACAGACACUGCGGACAAUGACGAGUUUCUUACCUUAAACUUAAAGAUUCGCGCUUUAUGAUCAUAAGACAGCGCCGCGUUGUUCGGGACACAGUGACAGCGAGCGACAGAGUGACACAGUGUGACAGUGCGAGCGGAAGGCGCGUCUCGCGGCACUUUGGACACCGCUCCGGAGCACCAUGGAGACGUUCACGCUGCACGACGUGCUCAUCAACUCCACCGAUUUCGACAGAAUCCUCUGCGGACUCGGCAUCAAGAGCGACUUGGACUGCAGCGGCGCGCCGGACCUGCAGCCGGAGCCCAAAGACAUGAACCAGACGGUGCGCAUCGUCCUGUACUGCGUGAUCUUCAUCCUGAGCGUGCUGGGCAACGCCCUCAUCAUCACGGUGCUGCUGCGGAACCGGCGCAUGCGCACCGUCACCAACCUCUUCCUGCUGUCGUUGGCUGCCAGCGACCUCAUGCUCUGCCUCUUCUGCAUGCCCUUCACACUCAUCCCGAACCUCAUGCGCGACUUCGUCUUCGGCAGCGGCAUGUGCAAAGUGGCCAUGUACUUCAUGGGUAUCUCGGUGAGUGUGUCCACCUUCAACCUGGUGGCAAUAUCGCUGGAGCGCUACAGUGCCAUCUGCAAACCCCUAAGUUCCAGGACGUGGCAGACCAAGUCCCACGCAGCCAAGGUCAUCUCCAGCACCUGGGUUGUGUCCUUCCUGCUCAUGCUCCCCUACCCCAUUUCCAGCACCCUCAUACCCUUCACCCGGCACAACAACAGCACAGGGAACAUGUGCCGCCUCAUCUGGCCCAGUGACGUCAUCCAGCAGUCCUGGUACGUGUUCCUGCUGCUUCUCCUUUUCCUGGUGCCGGGCAUCAUCAUGAUGACCGCAUAUGGUCUCAUUUCCGUGGAGCUCUACAGAGGAAUUAAAUUUGAGACCAUGAACAGGAAGAGCAACAGAGAGCGGGAGCCCAGCACCGGCAGCCUGAAGCCGGGUGACGGAGACGGUUGCUACCUGCAGCCCUCGAAAAAGAAGCAGCUGGAGCUGCAGCAGUCAAGGCAAUCAAGCCAGCAGGGGGAGCGUUCCUCCGGCAGCGGCAGGGCCAAGGUGGGUCGCGUGUGCAGCAACAGCUCCGCGGCCAACCUGAUGGCAAAGAAGCGGGUCAUCCGCAUGCUCAUCGUCAUCGUCAGCCUCUUCUUCCUCUGCUGGACACCCAUCUUCACCGUCAACGCCUGGCGUGCCUUCCACCAGCGCUCGGCCGACCAGCUGUUGUCCGGAGCGCCCAUCUCCUUCAUCCACCUGCUGUCCUACACCUCGGCCUGCGUGAACCCCAUCAUCUACUGCUUCAUGAACAAACGCUUCCGCGCCGGCGUCUUUGCCACCUUCGCCUGCUGCGGCCGCAGCGCCCCGGCGCGUCUCAGCCGCACGCCGACCGAAGACAACGGCCACGCCCACUCGGGCGGCACCCUCACCCGCUUCACUUACAGCAGUAUCCGCGGCUCCGCCCAGGCCUAGGAGGAGGGGCAGCGGCGACAGGCGCGUGGCAUGUCACAGAGCCUCCCGCGUCCUCCUGAGCUGCACCCAAAGAGCGCAUUUCGGAUCAACUGGAGCAGAGAGGAGCCCUCGCAACACGUGUU
This is a messenger RNA of Scleropages formosus (Asian bonytongue), 1682 nucleotides long. It is a transcript of the gene cckar, whose product is annotated as cholecystokinin A receptor. Gene Ontology annotation, cellular component: plasma membrane. Lineage: Eukaryota; Metazoa; Chordata; Actinopteri; Osteoglossiformes; Osteoglossidae. The coding region runs from base 238 to 1560 and encodes 440 amino acids. The transcript has 5 exons. Gene Ontology annotation, biological process: neuropeptide signaling pathway. The record is from RefSeq and is a predicted model, not a curated record. Gene Ontology annotation, molecular function: neuropeptide receptor activity; gastrin receptor activity.